GCCGCCGUUGUUGUAGUGACCGGGAAGCGCCCGCACUCCAGGCUGACGGUUCCGGGCGCCGCACGGUCCCCCCUCGUCCCCACCCUUCCCUAUUCCCCCAAAGCCCCGGACGCCGUCUGCUUCCCGCAUGGCUUCCGGCCCGGAGGAUCCGAUUCUGGAACGUUAUUUUAAAGGUCACAAAGCUGCGAUCACCUCCGCUGACUUCAGCCCCAACUGCAAACAAAUUGCUACUGCUUCGUGGGACACCUUUCUCAUGCUAUGGAGUUUGAAGCCACAUGCUAGAGCUUACAGAUAUGUGGGCCACAGGGAUGUGGUGACCAGCCUGCAGUUCUCUCCACAGGGAAACUUAUUAGCCUCUGCGUCGAGAGACAGAACUGUUCGACUCUGGGUUCUUGAUAGGAAAGGGAAGUCUUCAGAAUUUAAAGCACACACAGCCCCAGUUCGAAGUGUGGACUUUUCAGCUGACGGCCAGUUUUUGGUUACAGCAUCUGAAGACAAAUCCAUUAAAGUAUGGAGUAUGUACCGUCAGCGCUUCCUCUACUCCCUGUACCGACACACACACUGGGUACGCUGCGCCAAAUUUUCACCUGAUGGAAGAUUGAUCGUGUCAUGUAGUGAGGAUAAAACUAUUAAAAUUUGGGACACUACCAAUAAGCAGUGUGUCAAUAACUUCUCAGACUCUGUAGGAUUUGCAAAUUUUGUGGACUUUAACCCUAAUGGUACAUGCAUAGCUUCAGCAGGUUCUGAUCACGCUGUGAGAAUGUGGGAUAUAAGAAUGAACAAAUUACUCCAGCACUAUCAAGUUCACAGCUGUGGUGUGAACUGUUUGUCCUUCCAUCCUUCGGGUAACAGCCUGGUCACUGCCUCUUCUGAUGGAACAGUUAAGAUUCUGGAUCUCGUAGAGGGAAGACUCAUAUACACACUUCAAGGACAUACGGGACCUGUCUUUACUGUUUCAUUUUCAAAGGAUGGAGAGCUGUUUACUUCAGGCGGUGCAGAUGCGCAGGUCUUGAUAUGGAGGACCAACUUCACUCAACUGCACUAUAAAGAUCCUAAAAGAAACCUCAAAAGACUGCAUUUUGAGGCCUCCCCACACCUUCUUGACAUCUACCCACGAUCACCACAUUCCCAUGAAGAUAAAAAGGAGACUAUUGAAAUAAAUCCAAAACUUGAGGUAAUGGAUUUGCAGAGUUCUUCUCCCCCAGUUGUGGAUGUCCUUUCUUUUGAUUCAACCACAAUGACGGAUUCCACCUGUCGAGGUAUGCCAGGCAAGGGUGAAGACAUCUGUAGGUAUUUCUUGAACCCUUUGUUAAUGCCAGAAUGUUCAUCAACAACUGUGAAAAAGAAACCAGAAGACUUAAGUGACCUGCCCUCGGAAAGCCUGCGGAGUGUCCCGCUUGCUGUGGCGGACGCUCUGGAGCACAUUAUGGAGCAGCUCAACAUCCUAACACAGACUGUUUCAAUUCUGGAGCAGCGACUGUCUUUGACAGAAGAUAAGCUGAAAGACUGCCUUGAUAAUCAGCAAAAGCUUUUCAGUGUUGUCCAACAGAAGAGCUGAACAGGGAGCUGUCCGAGCUCAGGCCAGUCCCUGAAGACUCGUUCACACACUCAGGAGGUAGCAGAGGCCCUCCACACCCUGCCAUGCCCUAUUCACCAUAGACUCUUCAGAGGGAGAGCAACAGAACAAGAGGGUCAAGUCAUUUUCAAGGACUGACUUAAACACACAAAUCAAUGUCAAGGAUCAAGUUUAGCUCCUCCCAGGUAUAAUUGCAGUAAUAAAGUUAUGAACAUUUAAAUCGCCCCCACCCCCCUCCCCUAUAUUAUUUGAAAUGUCAGCUUUUAUUUAACGUGCAAAUCCCCACCAGGAAGGUAAACAGACCUCUAGAUUUCAUUUCAUUGUUAAAUCAUUUCAGAGUGACCAUGUUCAGGCAAUUCCUGAAGGUAACUAGUGUAUUCUUAGGUGAGCACACCCUUGAGGGGAAACCAUUCGCUUGCUUUCAAAUAGUAUCUGAGAUGUAGAAAGCAUGUUAUUGAGCUGGCUCGUAUUUCUUUCAGGUCAAAAAGAAAAAAAAUCUGCCUUGAAAACAUGUUCCCUCCGAAUUUCCACACCAAAAAUAAUCUUAUUUUGAUUAGCAAGAGUGCUCACAUGACAGCAGGCAUUUCCUUUGUCUGGGGUAAACCCCAUGAGGAGGCAUGUGUGUGUCUACUGUCACAGUACGCUCUGAGCGGUCUGGGUCAUACUGAACCUUUGACCACAGUUCACAGAAAUCGUGUUUGUGUGGUUUCAGUGUGCUAAAAAGCCAAAAUGACAAAAAUAUGUAGGUACACAUGAAUCACAUAUAUUAUUGCCUAGGGUGAUUCUGGUGGCUGAAAUAAGUACAUUUUUAUUUAGAAAAUUUUGCAUCAUCUAUGUUAUUUUAAUGAAUUGUGAUUUGAACUGAAAAUGAGUCAGGCAUUCUCAAAGAUCUUGGUUCCAGGUUAAGAAUGGUUCUCUGUCUUAAGCAAAAUGGAAAUCAAAGUAAAAAAAGAGGCAAGUUCAAGGCAGCUGGCUCUGGGCAUGGAGAACAAAGGCCAAGCACGGCUGUGUUGCAGGGGCAGGCGCCAUCUGCAUGCAGAAAAUGGAGAAACAGUGUCAUAGGUAUGGAGAGGUUGUUCUCCAAGCAGUUUCAGAUGUGUGCCUCUGAGCUGUUUUUAUCUUCUGUCUCGCUCUAUGUUGUAAGUGCCUUCUCUGUCCUGUGAGUGUGACCCUCUUGACAUUUUCAUGAGCUCACAAAGUUAAGUGGCCAUGUAUUUUUAUACCUUCAUUGAGAAGAAUACAUAAAAAAAUGAAAUGUAUUACUAACUUUUGUUUACUCUUUUUUUAUGCUUCAAACAAUAAAGACUUCUAAAA
Grammomys surdaster is the source of this 2890-nucleotide messenger RNA. RefSeq names its product POC1 centriolar protein B (gene Poc1b). Bases 128 to 1558 code for a protein of 476 amino acids. The record is from RefSeq and is a predicted model, not a curated record. Gene Ontology annotation, cellular component: ciliary basal body; centriole. Gene Ontology annotation, molecular function: protein binding. Lineage: Eukaryota; Metazoa; Chordata; Mammalia; Rodentia; Muridae. The transcript is spliced from 12 exons. Gene Ontology annotation, biological process: cilium assembly.